Molecule: messenger RNA, 1272 nt
Organism: Beauveria bassiana ARSEF 2860
Lineage: Eukaryota; Fungi; Ascomycota; Sordariomycetes; Hypocreales; Cordycipitaceae
Product: endoplasmic reticulum-golgi intermediate compartment protein 3
Exons: 3
Coding region: 1-1272 (423 amino acids)
Biological process (GO): retrograde vesicle-mediated transport, Golgi to endoplasmic reticulum; endoplasmic reticulum to Golgi vesicle-mediated transport
Cellular component (GO): endoplasmic reticulum; endoplasmic reticulum membrane; Golgi membrane
Source: RefSeq, a predicted model, not a curated record
AUGGCCGCCAAGUCGAGGUUCACGAGGCUCGACGCCUUUACCAAGACGGUUGACGAGGCUCGAAUCCGAACAACAAGCGGCGGUGUAGUCACUAUUGUCUCCCUUCUCGUCGUUCUCUUCCUUGUUUGGGGGGAAUGGGCCGACUACAGAACCAUUGCCAUUCGCCCUGAGCUCGUCGUCGACCAGGGACGAGGCGAGCGCAUGGACAUUCACCUCAACAUUACAUUUCCCCGCAUGCCCUGCGAGCUCCUGACCCUCGAUGUUAUGGAUGUGUCCGGCGAGCAGCAGCACGGCGUCGCCCACGGGGUGCACAAGGUCCGUCUCCGUCCUGAAGCCGAAGGCGGCGGCGUCAUUGAUGUUAGCUCGCUGGACCUGCACAAUGAUGCUGCGGAACACCUCGACCCCAGCUACUGCGGCGACUGCGGCGGCGCGCCCGCCCCGAGCAACGUCAAGAAGGCCGGCUGUUGCAACACGUGCGAGGAGAUACGUGAGGCGUACGCCCAGGUGUCGUGGGCGUUUGGCGACGGCAAGGCGUUUGAGCAGUGCGAGCGCGAGCACUAUGCCGAGCGUCUGGAGGAGCAGCGCCACGAAGGCUGCCGCAUUGACGGCCUCUUGCAGGUGAACAAGGUUGUGGGCAACUUUCACUUGGCUCCCGGCCGCAGCUUCAGCAACGGCAACAUGCACGUCCACGACCUCAAAAACUACUGGGAGACAACGGACGACAAGAAGCACGACUUUACGCACUACAUUCACCACUUGCGCUUCGGUCCGCAGCUGCCCGAGGCAGUUGUCAAGAAGAUGGGCAAGGGUGCCACGCCGUGGACAAACCACCACGCCAACCCGCUGGAUAACACGAAGCAGCUUACCGACGACCCCAACUACAAUUUCAUGUACUUUGUCAAGAUUGUGCCCACGUCUUUUCUUCCUCUGGGCUGGGAGAAGAUGUCACGCGCGAUGAACACUGACGGUAGCGUCGAGACACACCAGUACUCUGUGACGAGCCACAAGAGAAGUCUCACCGGGGGCGACGACGCUGCUGAGGGCCACGCUGAGCGUCUUCACUCUAGAGGUGGCAUUCCAGGUGUCUUCUUUUCAUAUGACAUUUCACCUAUGAAGGUCAUCAAUCGCGAGGAGCAGGGCAAGAGCUUCCUUGGCUUCAUCGCCGGUCUCUGUGCUGUCGUUGGCGGUACUUUGACAGUUGCGGCCGCCGUCGACCGUGGCCUGUUCGAGGGCACGACGAGGCUGAAGAAGAUCCGAUCCAAGAACCUUUGA